GGCACAUCAGGAAGUAAAACACAUGACUGUACAGGGAAAACUAGGAGGAGUAGGGAGAAAGUUAACAUGCUGCAUAGACAAUCUUUGUUUAAUGUAAACAAUGUCCGCGGGGUUCUCUCGGUUUCCAGCGUUUCUAAAUGACAGAAACCGGGUUUUUACUCGAGCAUGUUUUACAGAAAGCUCCCCAGCAGAGCAUUCAUCAGCAGGUCGAUUCAGCUCCGUGUCCAGCUUCAUAAACGACUCGUAAAGAUGUCAGUGAUGAAGCCUUCAGAGGAGAGGAGCUCGGAGGGAGGGAGAAGCAGCAGCUGCAACCUGCAGACCAGUGAAGACAGGAGCGCUGCAGCUGCACAGAGGCUGACAGAGCAGGAGGUGACCAUCCACAGACUCCACAGGGAGGCGUGUGAGGCAACGGAGCAGAUGUAUGUGGACCCUUUCAGUGGGUAUAAGGUGUUCACAGAGUAUGCCCACCUUCAGAGAGGGAAAUGCUGCGGCAGCGCCUGCAGACACUGUCCAUAUGGCCAAGUCAAUGUGAAGGACCCUGCAAUGAAGAAACGCUUCAACUCCCUGUUUUACGUAUAGAGCUGUAACUAGGCAGAGGUGGUCAUUGGACAAGAGACAGUGUCCAGCCUGGACAGGUCACCAGUGCAUCACAGAGCAACACAGUCACAAAGCUGGAGUACCCAGAGAGACUCGCUGCGUGCAGGGAGAACAUGCAAACUCCAUGUGGAGAGGCCUGUGCCAGGUUUCGAACCAGGAACUCCUUCCUGUAGGGAAACAACGCUAACAGCUCAUCCAGACCUGACAUGAAUAUACUGGAAGAAAUAUUAUUGUAUUAGAAUCUCACAUUGAUGUCUGCUGUAAAUUGUUAAUUUAGAGGAUUCAUGUUUGCUGCAGUUGCGGAUAAUGACUCUCACUGUGGUUAACUGGAGUCCCAAAAAUUUAGAAAUGUCUUUGUUACCCUUUGCAAUAUGUUAGUCAGUGACUCUGUUUCUGUGUUUCUCUUGAGAUCCUUUAGUGUACUUUAUGCUGUCAGAUAUAUUUUGUUUAAGUAAUUCCUUUAUUCUCCUGCAUAGAAAGUAAAAUUGAACCUAAAAAUGUGAUAAAUCCCAGUUAAUUCAUGAUUUACAAAUUUGGCCAUUUAUAAUUUCAUAGAGGACAAGGUAGGCUUGGAUUUCCCCCCCCCCCUUAACUAUAUUUUGUUUUUAUUCAAGCUAUAUAUAAUAUUAAAUUUGCUUCAUGUAGUGUGAUGAAAACACAAUAAAUUUGUAAGGAACAAAUUAUUUCCCCAGCAAUGUAGCUACAGACUCAUUCAAUAAAUUAGAAUAUUAUUGAAAAGUUCAUUUUUUUCAGUACCUAAAUGAAACAAGUUAUGUAGACUUUUUCAAGCCUUCAUUUGUGUUAAUUAUGUUUAUUUUUUUCCAUUAUUAUAUUACAUCAGAUCAAUAAAAACAUGUUACUGCAGAAAUGUGGACUUGAUGGAAAGUAUGUUUGAUGCCUAA
Molecule: messenger RNA, 1499 nt
Organism: Xiphophorus maculatus (southern platyfish)
Lineage: Eukaryota; Metazoa; Chordata; Actinopteri; Cyprinodontiformes; Poeciliidae
Gene: c9h1orf53
Product: chromosome 9 C1orf53 homolog
Exons: 4
Coding region: 166-579 (137 amino acids)
Source: RefSeq, a predicted model, not a curated record